AUGGCCGACCAAAGAGGCCCCGAGCCGCCAGAAGAACCCAUGGAUCUAGCCUAUACAUGGCCACUUGUACUUUUGACAGAUCUAGACAAAUCUAGCCAAGACAAUAUUUCCAGCUACGUGCAGUCGAUGCUCCAGGACGAUCUCCAAACAUACUACAACCACUACUUCGUAGGCAAGCUCAAAGCUGAUGCCCGCUUCAGCUCCAACGUCAAGAUUUGGUCGCCAUCCGAAUGGCUACUCAAGUCUAUCUCUCUACAGGGACCACACUGGGAUAGCCUAAGCAAUAUCCAUGCCCUUGCUGUUCUAGCAUUCCGGUCAGGUCGCCCACGAAUCAUUGUGGCAGACGAAACGACAAAGCGUCAUCUGGCCAAAGACCGCGACCCCAAGUGUGAUCCGAUGGUCGCAAUUUCAGUGAUCUUGGUCUCUACAAAAAGAUUGCAUCGCUCAGAAAGAAUUUCCGUCUUUGUGAAACGCGCUCUCUGCCAUUCAGUCCCGGUCAAUGCGGAAAAUCCGAGCCUCAGCUACCCUCAACCAGACCCCCAAAUACCCGAUUUUCAAUCUGUUGUCAGGGAAUGGGGACCCCUAUGGAUCCGUGAAAAUGAAGGACACGCAGGCUUCAUAGUACAUGACCCUGAUCAACCCCUUCUCAAGUCUGGCUCGGGCCAAAUUCUUGAAAAGGAGUACUACGUGAAGGCCGUGACUGCUGCACUAUGUCCCGAUUUGCCUUUGGAAAUAACGUUCAAUGUCUCACAUACCCGCAGCAGUGAGAUAAAGAUGCCUGUUUGGAACCGCCGUCCAAGCUAUGAACAUCUUGUUAUAUUCCUCCUCUACCACACUACGACAAAGGAGCGACGUUAUACUAGAAGAGCGAUCGAAGACGCGCACCCCACGAUGUUUCUUCCUCUCGGGGGACCCCCUAAAAUGACCCUGGAGCUGGUCCCGUGGGACCGACACCAAAUCAGAAGUAGGCGAGACCUAAUGACUUUCUGGGAGCGGUACCGCCUAUGGGAUGCUCAGGUCGGGGGGCUCAGACAUGCGAUAAUGCCUCUGAUCUAUCUCGAUCAACCACUUGAAGAUCCCAAAUUGGCGCUGUUCGGUGCUCUCCACGGCCGGGGUGUCUCGCAGCCAGUCCCAGCAGUCAUGACUCGGAUGGAAUUGCACAGUAUCUGUGAUUAUAUAGCAAGCACGGGCUAUAUUACUGCCCCUUUACCAGGUGAUCAUGAGUAUGAGGUCCGCCCCGACGUCCCAAGAGAGUUCCUUUGGAAUCCAGACCAACCAUGCUUUUCGAAGCAGCUUCUACUAACGACAUCUUGGUAUUGCCCACGGCUUAUGAUAUUCCUCACGAAUUGGUUAACAAAGGAAGAUAUGGAGAGACUUCGGAAUAUUAUGCUGGUGCACGACAGGUCUGAUCCGUCUGAUACAAAUGGAUACCUUCCGAUUGAGUACCGGGUUUUGCCUUGGAGGGACGGCGAUACUGGUGUGACGAGUGAAGCUGGAGUGACUGAUGAAGCCGAAAUAACCGAUGGAAAGCUGGAAUACAUCUGGGACACCGUCAGCAAGAUCUACAUAGAGCCCUGCAGUUGGCUCAAUAGGGAUGCCUUUUUCUGCGCUGAUGAGCAGUUCGCCAUUGAUCAAACGGUCAUCCUGGGUUCAGUUGAAGAGUAUGUUACUGACCCGGCGCAUAACCUCCUCGAACACUUGCCUUUUCCAUUUGUCAAGGGAUUUCUCUUCAGGCGCAUCCCUGUGAAACGGGCAGUCUCGUGUGGGAACAAGAGAAAAGUUGCUGGCGAGUGGUUACGCUAUUCCAGACCUGGGUGGCCAUCCCCAGGGCUACUGCCUGGCGAUUCUUAG
This is a messenger RNA of Penicillium concentricum, 1851 nucleotides long. RefSeq lists its product as uncharacterized. The coding region runs from base 1 to 1851 and encodes 616 amino acids. NCBI's taxonomy places the organism in Eukaryota, Fungi, Ascomycota, Eurotiomycetes, Eurotiales, Aspergillaceae. The transcript has a single exon. The record is from RefSeq and is a predicted model, not a curated record.